GAAUCUUAGCCUGGGGUUCUUAUAACCAUGGGGAGUUGGCAGACUGGCUUCUGGAGGUCAGGGAUCCCUUGAAAUGAUAACCAAAAGAUUACAAGACCAUGUGCUGGGCAGACUCACUACUUGGACAUUUUGAAGUAGUUGUGUGUGUUUGCCCCACCAGAGCUGUUCUCUACCAUUUACUGUACUGCUUCACAAUGGGUGGCAGGGAGCUGAUAUCUACACACCGGGUCAACUUGGCUUCCUUUUCCUCUUAUUUCCAGUUGGGUUCAGCCCUGGUAGGAUAUCUGAGGGCUGAAGGAAAGGAAGGUCUAGGUAUCUAUUCCCUGGCUCCUACCCUGUUGGUCUGCAUACUUCCACCAAAGCCUGUAACACCAGCUCUCUCCAAGUUCCAGAACUGUUUUCUCCCCAGCAACUUCAGGCCUGGCUGCUAACAGUUCCCUGACCCCAGGGAGUCACCAUCCAUCAUUGCUUUCCCUUCACCCUGCCCAUGACUCCUCAGUCCUGUCUCUUAAGGGCAUAAUCUGUGUGUCAGCUGACCAAUACAGUAUUUGGCAACUACAUGCUUACAUCCUUCCUGGGUGUAAACCUCCAGGUGGACCUACCUGCUGGACUUGACCAGAAAUGUUUGGAGACCAAAGCAAAUCUGGAGGAGCUGGCAGUGAGCCGUGGGCCGCGCUGGUCUCAGCCAGAUUUCCCGGCAAAACGCGGGAGGAGAGAUGCCCUGGACCGUCCUGCUCUUUGCAGCCGCCUCCCGUAUCUUGCUUCACAGGCUCCUUGGCUAUCCCAGCGCCAUCCAUCAUGCUGGUGCCCCCACAUCCCAGCAGCCGGGAGGACCCCAUCCACAUCUCAUGCAUGGCCCCCAGGGAUUUCCCGGGGGCGAAUUUCACACUGUAUCAAGGGGAGGAGGUGGUGCAGCUCCUGCAGGCCCCCGCGGACCAGCUCAAGGUCAUCUUCAACCUGAGUGGUGGCAGCAGGGAGGUUCCAGGGGGACCAUUCCGCUGCCAGUAUGGCGUGCUCGGCGAACACAGGCAGCCUCAACUGUCAAACCUCAGUGAGCCCAUGCACGUCUCCUUCCCAGUGCCCACCUGGAUCCUGGCACUCUCCUUGAGCCUGGCUGGAGCCUUCCUCCUCCUCGCUGGGCUGGUGACCAUUGCGUUGGUCGUCAGGAAAGUUAAAGUAAAACACUUGAAGAAGAAACGGGAGCGAGAGUCCUGCUGGGCCCAGGUUAACUUCGCCACCACAGACAUGUCCUUCGAUAACUCCCUGUUUACCAUCUCCAAAAUGACUUCAGAAGAAGACGCAGCCACCCAGGAUGCUCCCUCAGGCUCUGCUGCGACACCUGGCAACUCUGGGACCCGGAAGAGGCCCACCUCCACGUCAUCCUCACCCGAGCUCCCAGAAUUCAGCACAUUCCGGGCCUUCUAGGGGAGCCCCUCCCUCUGUCUGUGUGCCCUCCGUUCAGCCCUCCCCCUUGAGCUGGCUGGGCUUUGUAGGGUCUCAGUUCCCUCCAGCUACCUUGGGGACUUCUGGCUGCUGCUUCCUCAGGGCAGUGAACAGAGGAAAUGAAAGGGAUCCCCUGGCCUUGCAACCUUCCUCACAGAGGAGCAGGAGUGGGAGAGGGGAUGCAAGCAUCGGCCUGGAGCCUGGACAGAAAGCAGGAAGCCUCUCUGGAUUGCCAGCUUUUCAGACCACCAUGAAAGGAGCUGUUAGGAUCCCUCAACUGGGCCAUUAUGAAGUGUGAGCUCUGCACACACCCCUCCGCUUUCCUUCGUCCCAUGCCACACCUGACUUAGGUUUUUGGAGCAUAGGGUACCUGGGGGUUAUAUUCUAUGUGUCCUGCUGGCAUGCCUAAGUUAUUAAUUAUAAUGCUUGG
Kogia breviceps (pygmy sperm whale) is the source of this 1873-nucleotide messenger RNA. NCBI's taxonomy places the organism in Eukaryota, Metazoa, Chordata, Mammalia, Artiodactyla, Physeteridae. The record is from RefSeq and is a predicted model, not a curated record.